Molecule: messenger RNA, 1433 nt
Organism: Chara braunii
Lineage: Eukaryota; Viridiplantae; Streptophyta; Charophyceae; Charales; Characeae
Source: the annotation of a GenBank genome assembly
GGAUAACGGUUGCCUGCCGUUGUCCCUGGUGGAAGGACAUCCGGGUAGGAGAAGUGAACGAGAAAAGGCAUAGAGGAAUGAUGAGAAGGGAGCUUAAAAAGGAAAGACUAUCAAGAUGCCUGAGACCGGCGGCCCAUCAGUUGUUCCGAAGAAGGGCCUGACACUCGAUGACCUCAUUGCGGCCAUCGACCGACAUGAAAGGAACCCGAGCAACAUCCCAAAGGUCGAUACUUUCCACUUCUAUGGGGAGAGAGUUUCGGAAUGGCUAGAGCGGGUGGAACAAGCUUUGGUUGGGCGGUCGGACAUUGUAAAGUUUCAGCGCAUCCUCCAGUAUGUCUUACACAGCUACCAUCAGGAGGUGAAGAAUGUCAUAGAAGCAGCCCAAGGUAGCUGGGAGAGAUUCAAGGAGGGGAUGCAGAGGAAAUACCGCUUGGGAGAUGGACUGUUGACUACCGCGGACCUUGAAGCGAUGAAUAAGGAGGAUUUUACGACGAUAGGGGCUUUUGUACAAGAAUUUAAGAAGAGGGCGCGAAAGGUCCAUGGGAUUUUAGAGGAAGCACAGUGCGCCAUCUUCCUBGGGCUACUCACGGCAUCGGAGGCCGUCGAGUUGACGAGACAUGGAGGAGGUAGCACUAAGCUCACUUGGGCCACCAUCGAUAGAGGGGUGGAAGUGGGAUGUUUGGACCAGGUCGAACAACGUCAGGUACGCCUGCAAAUGCAGAAGAGAAAGGAAAGAGAUGCGACUGCUUCUGGGACCCAGGGAGUAACAAGGAUUGUUACAGACGUAUUGGCGCAGCUAGGGUAUGCGACAAAGUCGGUGGUGCAAAGGAGGGUGGUGACGGCUGUCAAAGUGAAAGGAAAGGAGCCAGUGAUAGAGGAGGCUGUUCAGGAAGAGCUCUGGGAAGAGGAAGAACCGGUGCCGCAGCACCUGAAAAAGUCCAGCGCAAAGAACACCGGGCCAAGGAGUAUAAGGAACCGGCCCCAUCCGGGAUCAUUCACAAUCGAGGAGUCGGAAGGGGAGUGCAGGAGGCUCUGGGCAGAGCCCGAAGCAGGAGAGAGGGUAGAAGCCUUUUCCCUCAGCCUGUCAGAUAUUGGGAAGGCCAUGGAUUUAGUGGCCGUGCAUGAGAUGGCAGAUCCGGAUGCCAUCCUGGCUUUGAGGGAGCAAGUUCUGGAAUGCCCCGAGGCAGGAAGAUUGAAAUUGGUAUAUCGGCUCCCAGGCAGUGGAGGGAACCCCGCAUCAGCGCAAACACCAUCUGCAGGCCAGCGUCGGGCGUUAGAGCUAAGGAAGGAGAAGAAAACGAAUCGGGACAGGAAUGCGCGCCGGGAACGUGCAAGGGUGGAGAUGGCGUGAACGAGGUGGAAGAAAGGGGUUACCACUCGAUUUUUGAUAGAAUCGAGCGGAAAAAGACUUAGAGUAAAGGUUUUAGGAUAAG